GGAAUCAACGGGACGAUAGCAGCAAUGAAGGAAGGAAGGAAGGAAGGAUAGGGUAGAAUCAGGGACCAGUUCGGUCGUCCGGCCUCGACGGUUCCUAUCGGUGGUCGUAAGGUUCUCAUCGAUGUAAGCGUUAUUGCUCACCGUUCGUGGGCUGUCAUCUUUCCGACCAUCACUUUCCUGCAUCCCUUUCUAUGUUCUCAUCUCAUCGUUGAUUCCUUCAAGGAAAAAAAGCUGUGAUGUCUGUUCAUCGGGACUCCGUCAGCAACCAGGUGGCUGAGGUGGGAUUGCAGUACAUCAACAACAGCUUGCCACAAAAUUAUGCUGCCUCAUUAUGAAUCAGUGAUGGCAUCAAAGAAACUUUUCUGAGAUCUUUUUGCCACCACCAUCUUGCCCUCAUCAUCUCCCACUCACAUACUGCUGGUUGGCAUGUUUGCAUGGAGAAAUUUAAUGUCCCAUAUAACACUCUCUCUAUCUCUCUCUCUCCUUUUCCUCUUUUCAAAAGCAAGCCAGAAAGGAAAUAAAAAAAAAAAAAGACAGAAAAGCUGAGGCCAGCCCACCAACUUCCACCAUCAUCCAAUUCCCCUUAUUAAAGGCCAUCCUAUCUCGGCUUUCUUCCCCUUGAACUCUCCUCCUCAUCCUCCACAUAACACCUCCAUCAGUGUCUUCACUUGUUCUUUGUUCGUCUUCUUUCUCUGCCAUCGACAGCAUUCAGUGCUAUGCGCAGAACCAUAGAGUACUGCGACUUGAGACUUGUGCUGGUUCAAUUCGUUGAAGAGACCGCUCUCUUCUUGUCUCUCAUGGUCAAGUGGCUGCUCCUUCCCUCCUACGGAUGGUGGCCUGCUGCUGCUAUUUCCUCCUCUUUGGAAGACAGCACCGUCGCCGAGGCCAAAGCUCGUCACUGCGCCGCGGCCCGGGCGGUGAGGGAGAGCCUCCACGUCUCGACCUACGCCGAGCUGGUAGGAGAGCAGGAAGAGUCGGCCACCGCCGACGCCGCCGCAGCAGCAGCAGCAACGACGUGCGCGGUGUGCCUGAGCGAGGUGGGGAGGCAGGACAGCGUGUGGGAGCUGCGGAACUGCAGGCACGUGUUCCACCAUGGCUGCCUGGACCGGUGGCUCGACCACGACGAGCACCUCAGUUGCCCGCUCUGCCGCGCGCCGCUGCUCGCCACGCGGCCAUCCGCUUCUCCUCCUCCUCCCCCGCCGGCAUCGGAGCCCAGCUGGGCCGUGGAGCGCCUCCUCUAUCUCUUCGGGGACGACCUCCUCCUCGCAUCUCCUACAUAGCUUCAUGCUCCGUUACAUCACAUGGAGCUCAGUCGGUUUUUGGUUCAUCGAGGGGGUUUGUUUACAUACGUAUAGCAUCCAAAAGAGCAAAUGUUAUAGACAUAUUUAGAUUCUUCAUUAGAAGAUUACCAAUGAAACUUAGUAUUCUUCUUACA
This is a messenger RNA of Musa acuminata AAA Group (dessert banana), 1435 nucleotides long. Its product is annotated as E3 ubiquitin-protein ligase Os03g0188200-like. The transcript has 2 exons. The record is from RefSeq and is a predicted model, not a curated record. Bases 717 to 1280 code for a protein of 187 amino acids. Gene Ontology annotation, molecular function: ubiquitin protein ligase activity. Lineage: Eukaryota; Viridiplantae; Streptophyta; Magnoliopsida; Zingiberales; Musaceae. Gene Ontology annotation, biological process: protein ubiquitination.